CACUUAAACUUCUGACCUCUAAUCAGAAUCAGUUUCUUCCGUUUUUCCAAAGAUAGAGACUUUAAGACCACCAAAUGUUGCAAAUAGUUUCUAUUUCCAGAUCUUGAAACCCAGAAUUAUUUCUCUAUUGAUCAGCAUAAAACACAAUUUCACACACAAGAACAACGAGAUAAAGAAGAAUAGAGAGACACUUAUUAUACACAUACAUCAAAAAGAAGAAGCAAAAUGGGAUUCCAAGCAAAUGGGGAUGCAGUCGGAGGCAUGAACAAUAAAUACAGGAGGAUGGAUUCUGAUGCAGUACAGGAGGAGGAUGCUGUUGUGUUGUCUAAUAAUAAUGGUCAAAGCCAAGAGUGUAUUAAUAGGAAACAUGAUGUCAAGAAAUAUGUUCUUGCUUGCGCCAUCUUUGCCUCUCUCAAUUCUGUCCUCAUGGGCUACGAUGUGGGUGUUAUGAGUGGUGCAAUUAUAUUCAUUCAACAAGAUCUGAAGUUAUCAGAGGCACAAGAAGAAAUUCUUGUGGGAAUCUUAAGCAUAAUUUCUCUUUUCGGCAGUUUAGCUGGAGGAAAAACAUCUGAUGCGAUUGGUCGAAAGUGGACAAUAGCCUUAGCAGCUGUUGUUUUCCAAACAGGGGCAGCUAUAAUGACUCUUGCCCCUUCUUUUUCAAUACUGAUAAUAGGCAGACUAUUGGCUGGUAUAGGGAUAGGCUUCGGUGUCAUGAUUGCACCAGUGUACAUAGCGGAGAUAUCACCUACUGCCGCCAGAGGAUUUCUUACCUCAUUUCCUGAGAUUUUUAUAAAUCUAGGAAUCCUUUUGGGAUAUGUUUCUAAUUAUGUUUUUUCAGGACUUCCAGCUCAUAUAAGCUGGAGGGUGAUGCUUGGUGUGGGAAUCCUUCCCUCAAUCUUUAUGGGGUUGGCGUUGUUUGUGAUUCCUGAAUCACCAAGGUGGUUGGCAAUGCAGAAUAGGAUUGAAGAAGCAAGAUUAGUUCUGUUAAAGACAAAUGAAAAUGAAAGUGAAGUGGAGGAAAGAUUGGCAGAGAUACAACUAGCUUCAGGCCUUACUAAUGCAGAGAAGUAUGGAGCAAAUGCUGUGUGGCAUGAAAUAUUACAUCCUUCUCCAGCAGUUAGACAGAUGCUGAUCGCUGGCUGUGGAAUUCAGUUUUUCCAACAAAUUACAGGAAUUGAUGCAACAGUAUACUAUAGCCCCACAAUUUUCAAGGAUGCUGGGAUCAAGGGCAACACUCAGCUUCUAGCUGCGACUGUUGCUGUUGGGUUCACAAAAACUAUGUUCAUUUUGGUUGCUAUAUUUCUUAUAGACAAAGUGGGCAGAAGACCUUUGCUCUUUGUAAGCACAGUUGGGAUGUCCACAAGCUUACUUGUUUUGAGUGUUUCUCUCCUUUUCAUGGGAGAUGGAAAAUUUGGGAUUGGAUUGGCAAUGUUAUCAGUUUGUGCGAAUGUGGCUUUCUUCUCUAUAGGACUUGGCCCUGUUUGUUGGGUUAUGUCAUCUGAAAUCUUCCCUUUAAGGCUUCGAGCUCAAGCAUCUGCUCUUGGGGCAGUAGGCAGUAGGGUUAGCAGUGGUGUGGUUACUAUGUCUUUUCUAUCAGUGUCUCGAGCUAUCACAGUAGGAGGUACUUUCUUCGUCUUUUCAGUAAUUUCAGCACUUUCUGUUGUUUUUGUCCACAAAUGCAUUCCAGAAACAAAAGGCAAGUCUUUGGAACAAAUUGAGAUGAUGUUUCAGAAUGAGGGAGAGUGGCAAGGAGGUGAGGUUGAAUUGGGUGAUGUAGAACGACUUGUACAGAAAGAUUGAGCAGCUGGCACGAUUGAUUGUAAUCUACAAACUUAGAGUAGGAAAAGCAAUGUAGGUGGUGGAUGAUUUUCACACAUCUUGUGAAUGCUAUACAGUUCAAAACUAUUAAGGAACUUCAGGGAACACACAACUCCAUAAUUGAUACCUAUACACUGACAAAACCAGAAGCAUUAAAAUCUUCAUUGCAGAGCUACAAUGGCGGCCUUUACAACGAGUGGCUUCAAAGUUAUAGGAGCCUAACGUACAGUUUCUUCAUUGAUUGUUCUAUUUGUGUUUUUUGAAGGUGGAGAUUGAGCUUUCAUAUAUAUUCAUUUAAGUUGUAGGGAUUAACUCCCUAAUCUUCUUCUUCUUCAAAUGUAUUGAAAGGAUUAAUCAUCGACUGCUCUAGUAGGAAGAAAAUGUAAGAUGAUAUAUGUGUACGACAAUGAAUUGUUGAACUAGGCAGCAGUAACUCAGGAAAUAAAGCUCUUUUCUGGUUUGUCAA
Messenger RNA from Ricinus communis (castor bean), 2284 nucleotides. RefSeq names its product probable polyol transporter 4. Gene Ontology annotation, cellular component: membrane. Lineage: Eukaryota; Viridiplantae; Streptophyta; Magnoliopsida; Malpighiales; Euphorbiaceae. Gene Ontology annotation, molecular function: myo-inositol:proton symporter activity. The transcript has 2 exons. Gene Ontology annotation, biological process: transmembrane transport. The coding region runs from base 226 to 1800 and encodes 524 amino acids. The record is from RefSeq and is a predicted model, not a curated record.